AUGCGCGUCCAAAUCCGAGGCAUCCCCCCGUACAGCAGCGACGAUGUCGUCGUCUUGGACAACCUCACCGUAGCGGAGCUGCGCAACAGCCUCAUGGACAGAUUUAACAUCGACCCCGCUACGCACAGCAUCCGCCUGUUGUACCGCGGACGACUAAUGCAGGACGCCAACUCGGUGAGCAGCUACGGCGUGGAGGAGGGCAGCACGGUGCACAUCGUUGUGCAGCCCCGUCAGCCGGAGGGCGGCAACAGCGGAGGCAGUGAGGAGCACAGCGCGGGCCCGAACCAGCAACAGCAGUUCACGAUACCACAGUUCUCCUUCAGUACGGGAGGCGGCAGCGGCUACAACUACAUGUCAGGGGGCGGCUUCUCUUGGCAGCCAUUUGCCUCUACACUCGCCCAGUCCAUCUCCACUGCCUUUCAGCACCAACAGCAGACGGCGCCACAGGGGUGGUCGAUGCCAUCGGCGAGCCCUUCAGCGCCAGGCAACAGUCCGCACGUGGCCUUCUCUUAUGAGAUGGGCUCGAACGUGCCGAGGAACGACGGCACGGCCGCCGCUGGUGGUAGUGGCGGUGACACAGCUGCAGCUGCAUCCAACAGCGAUCCUGCGAUGGCUGCCACCAUGAACGCCCUCACCUCGCAGCUGCCGUGGCUCAUCUCAUCCGUCCUUUCCAACUCGCUAUACGGCAAUGCAGGCGCGCAGCCGCAGCAGCCGCAGCAGCAGUCAUCCACCGCAGGUGCGACACCCGCAGGCCAAGCCUCUGGCGGUGUGAGUGCAGGUGCCUCGAUGUCGCAAGCAGAGGCUCAGCAGCAGGUGGAGGUGGACCACGAUGACGCUGCUCAGGCGAUGACGGACACCGAAACUCCAGGGCAACGCGAGGACGCCACGUCUGUCUCGGCUCCACCGCAUCCAUCGGCUGCUCCUACGCCUGUCACUGUUGCCGGUGGUGCUGCACCGCAGCCCGUGUUCAACUUCACAGCCGCCUCGCCAUCACGAAUGGAGGUGUUUGUGGGCAAUCCAGCGCCACCGAUGCCGCACCUGCAGUACCCGCAGCAUCAACCAUCGGUCGUGCACAUUCAUGUGCACUGCACACCUGAAGAGCUGGACGCGAUACCGGAGCGGCUGCGACGACUCGCUACGCAGAUUCCAGUAGGACAAGUGACGCUGCAGCCGGACACAACAGAUCGUAGCAGCUAUCGCCAGUCCACGCAGCCGGAACAGCAGCAGCAGCAGCAGCAGCAACCGCGCACCACCGCUGCCUCCCAGGGGAACAACACCAGCACCUCUGUUGCAAACGACACGCAGGCGCCGUGGAUCAACGAAGCUAUGAGUGCCAUGCUGGCAACGCUUGGAAUGCCACAGCUGAUGCAACUGGCAGCGGGCAACUACAGUGUCCUCGCGAACCUGCGCGCGCUGCUGCAGGAGCAGGUGCAACGGCGGCUCAACGGGACGAACAGGUCUCUGGAUGCCAUGGCGCAUGUGGCCCAGCACGAGGCGAAGCAGCUCAGCGAGCGUAUCUUAAGCAUGCCAGUCGUGCAGAACCUCAUGACGCAGCAGACGGCAGCGGCGACGAGUGCCGGGAGGACCAUUGAAGAGGCGUCUCAGCGCGUGGGCGCGUUCAGGAGGGAGCUUCCACGUUACCUCGAGCAUUUCUACGUGGCGGUCAUGCAGCACCUCUGCUGUGCCUCGACGAACACGGCAGAGUGGAGUCGUGAGCUGCGCAACAUCGUGGUGCGCUACGUUGGCAUGGUCCUCAGCCGCUCGGCACGGUGGUUUGAAGAUGGCAGCCUCGCCUUCCAGCCCGCCAUGGCAAACAUUAUGCAGAUCCUCCUGCAGAGUUCCGGCGUGCUACAGCAGUACCCUGUGCUGCAGACCUUCUCCGCCAUGCUCAGCCCGAUGCUGCAGUCACUACUGGGUCAGUGGGAGCGAGAGUACGACCAGAACAUGCGGCGCAGCGACGACAACGUGCAAUUUGAGCAGGACGUGUCGCAGCCGUCGCCUUCGCUACUCCCGCAACCUCAGGCGCAAGUCGAGGGCCUCACCGUCUCCUCCGAUGGCGUGGCAGCGGCGCCGCCUCUAACCGCGGAGUCAGCCAGCGACCUGCUGCAAGCCUGCAACGCCAACAUCCUCGACAGCACUGUGAGCAAGCGCACAACCACCACGGACCGUGGCGACGACGACGAGGCACGCAUAGACGACGAUUUCGAGGAUCUGGCGAAGGAACUGAUGGAGGAUGCUGACAACAACGCGUCUCAGCCGGCAACGAAGAGGGUCACGCCCGACUCACGGCUGUUGGACACGCCAAACAGGGACCCGCCAGCGUCCGCCGAGAAAACUCCUGUGCCCGGGGAAGCAGCAGCGGCAGCGGCGGCCUCACAGGCCCACCUGACGUCCGCUGUGGAGGGCUGGGAAGACGCCUGCGACGUGCCGCACUCGGUCGCCGAGCGGGUGCGUGUCAUGGCGUCACGCUACGUUGGGGCGCAUGCGCCGCCGCCAUCGCAUGCGAGAUGCCCACAUUACUCGACCACGCGUGCCGAAAGUGAUGACUGGGUGAUGUGGGAGGCGAGCCCCUACCACCCCGCCGCCUCGCGCAGGUAG
Molecule: messenger RNA, 2598 nt
Organism: Leishmania braziliensis MHOM/BR/75/M2904
Lineage: Eukaryota; Euglenozoa; Kinetoplastea; Trypanosomatida; Trypanosomatidae
Product: ubiquitin-like protein
Exons: 1
Coding region: 1-2598 (865 amino acids)
Biological process (GO): ubiquitin-dependent protein catabolic process
Cellular component (GO): cytosol
Molecular function (GO): polyubiquitin modification-dependent protein binding
Source: RefSeq, a predicted model, not a curated record